Molecule: messenger RNA, 2514 nt
Organism: Zeugodacus cucurbitae (melon fly)
Lineage: Eukaryota; Metazoa; Arthropoda; Insecta; Diptera; Tephritidae
Exons: 2
Coding region: 150-2150 (666 amino acids)
Molecular function (GO): metal ion binding
Source: RefSeq, a predicted model, not a curated record
GUUAUAUUGUCAUCACUAUCUAAAUUUUAGAAAAAGUAUUUUAAAAAGGUGGCAACGAAUUGUAAACAAACGUGCAAUCUGUUUUUGUUUACAAAUAUUUUAUUUAGUUGACACGGGGAGUUGUUUUCAACAUUUGCAAGAUUUGCAAAAUGCUGGAGGAUUUACAACAAUUAUACGAAAUGCACACUGAAGAGUUGGAGCAUGUUCAGAAGAAUAUUACUAAGUAUCUGCUUAAAAUUGAUAAAGUGUAUGAAAAAAUUAGUAAAAACAAGAAAGCGCUAGAUGAACGGAAUACAAUCGCUUUGGUGGCCUAUGACAAAUUGUUCACAAUUCUUUCAAACAUGCUUGAUGUUGCGCGUAAAUUUAAUUUUCAUUUACUAAUAAAUGAUCUGGAUAAAAAAUCGGCACGUACUUUGUUUGAUGAGUUGGAUUUAUGUGAGCAGAAAACACCUUUCAACGCAAAGCUGAACAUGAACGAGGAACAACAACGUACCACAAAGUGGAAUAAACAACUUAGCUACGACUAUAACAAUAUUUCCAUACUACCAGCUGAAGAAAACGACAAUUCAGACUUGGACCUGUCCUAUUUGGAAUGUUCAAAAAAAGAUAUUUCUAAAUAUACCGUUGGCAGUUUGGUAAAAGCCUCUGUCACUUAUAUACUAGACUUGGAUUAUUUGCUUUUUUAUAUAUGUGAUGCAGAAUCUACCGAAUUUGAACAAAUUGCAAAUUUAAAAAGUAUGAUCCAUCUCAAACAAUAUACUGGAAUUCCACCGCAAAACGAAGUUUUUGGUAUAGUGCUUGACAAUACCAUACUACGAGCUAAACGUAUAAAAUCAAGCGAAAACAAACAACAAAUUUUACUACUGGACUUUGGUGAAACAUCCACAAUAACCGACUCAGACGUGACCUAUCGUUUACCAAAAGAAAUACAAAAUAUACCGGCACAAGCAAUUUUAUGUAAAUUUGCGGGUAUAAAUGGUCGAAAGAAUGUACCACAUGAAGAGUUACAAACCUGUUUACAGGAAUUAGAAUACGACAGCAGCACCUUUAUCAUAAAAUCUAAACAGGAUAGAGAGUGUACCCUGGACCUGGAACUCUUUAAAGAGGUAUCAACAAAUUCACCAACGUCAUCUUCAUAUGCUACAACGAAUAGUAAAGAGUGUGUUGAAAAAAUAGUAAACACGAAUCCAUUUAAAAUCACUGCAGAUUUUACCAUCGAUGACAAUGAUGAAGCUAUACCUUUAUGUGCUUUAAACAAUAAUCCAAUAUUUGCCGAAGGCAAUGAUCUUCGAAAUGGUUUGACAAAAGAUGAGAUGGAAAUGUUGGCUGAAGAACCGCUCAAUACAACCAACGCAAUGAAAGCGGUUUUAGGCUACAAUCCAAAAGAUGAAAAACGUCUUUGCCGUUUUUAUGAUCCGAGAAUUGGUGCUUGUUUUAAGGGCGCCAAUUGUCGGCAAGAACACACCCCAUUGCAACCAGAGGGAUGGACUAAGGAUAGUAUACCAGCGGGAACUAUAAUUGAUGAUUAUACGCCAGUGACUCGUUAUACUGCCGGUCUUAUGAUAAAUAUUACAGUUACCCAUGUUGGACAAAUUGAGUAUCUGUACGCGCAAAUAAAUGACCCAGAAAAUAUAAUGGAGCCUCUCAUAUGGAAUGACGAUGAUGUACCGCAAAGUAUGCAUUUGACUAAACCACCGAUGUUGUAUGACUUGGUUCGUGCCCAAUAUGAAGAUGGGCUUUGGUAUCGCGCUAAGAUUAUGAAUUUUGACGAUUCUGGUAAAGUGUUCAAAGUAUUUUAUGUCGAUUAUGGCAAUUAUCAAAAUGUCUGCCUACAGCAAUUGGCAUACUGUGACCGGUCUACGGAGCAUUUUCCUUUUCAGGCAGUGCUAUGUCGACUGGCAGAUAUUAUGCAAAAUCAUGAGGCAUCUGCUGAUUUGCGUGAGGAUGGUAUUCGUACCUUAAAUGCACUAAUUCUCAAUCAUUCGAUGGAUGUCAAGGUUGUAAAUCAUGAUGACGAUUUAAUAGUUAGGUUCAUGGGCGCGCCAUACUCCUCAAUUCCAAAGAGGCUAAUUGCGAUGGGUUGCGCCAAACAAUUCCAUUCAAAUGUAUCUAAUGAUACAAGAAAUACUUCCAACACCAAAAAGUUGUGAUUCAUUUAGGUAAUAUGUAAAGUUGAAAGAAAUCCGUUAAUUUUUCCUCUUUCAGAUGCGAACAGUUUUGGUUUAUGUUAAAUAAAACUUUCAAAAACGAUUGAACUUCCAUAACUCAAAGUUCACCAUAACUAGAACUCUUGAAUUGGCAAUAGAAGUCAAAUUACCUUCCUAAGCUCGGAAGUCUCUCUAUCUUAAAAGUUUUUUGUAGAUUAUGUUGAUUUGAGUUAGGAAAGUUCAACUGUAAAUGAAAAAUAAUGGAUUUCUUUUUACUACAUCUCUUAUAUAUACAUAUAUCGUAUAAGAGCUGAUGUAGAUUUGAUGACUAUAUUUAUUGAAAUCAAAAAGUAUAAUAAAUGUAUUA